UCGUUAAGCGAAAAAAAUUUUUUGGGUGUAGGUGCACUUUAAAGGAUUGUAGAGUUUGCUGAUAUCAUUAUGUGGCUAAAUAGAGGCUUAAAGAAAUGUUUAAUCAUGAUGCAAUAUUCCAAACUUUCCCUAGUAAUUGGCUGAUGGCUGUAAGUGUGAUUCCGUAUAUUUUUUUAAUCCAGCUAUCCUGCAGGAUAAUUUCCAUGAGGCUGUCAAUUAUUAUUUAUAGAGUGGAUAGAAGGGCUGUUAUCAGAGAUUGAAGAAGUGAAUGGCUGAAAUUUAAUGGUUACAUAGUUAGCAACCAGCUAAUAAAGAAAUCUAAAUUCAGUGGCCAACUUUUUUCUCCUUUACUUGCCAUUACCUGGUGGGGAGCAUCAAAACCUCAGGACACAGGGACACCACAAUCAAAUAAAAUGAGUGAGUUAGAACUUGAUAUCAAGACAGCAGAUGAGUUAUUUGAUGACAAUAAAACACAAGACAUGUAUGACUUACUAUUAAAGCACAAAGAUUUGCAAAAUGCUGAGAUUGAGUGGAGAUUAGCAAGAGCGUGUAGAGUGUUGGCUGAAAAUUGUGUUGAUCACGAUACCAAGAAAAAAUUAACGUAUGAAGCUCUAGAGCAUGCCAAACUGGCUUUGGACCUUGAUGACAAGAAUUAUGCAAGCCACAAGUGGUAUGCCAUUGCCCUUUCAAUUGUUGGUGACUAUGAAGGAAAAACAGCUAAACUGAAAAAAUCUGAAAUCAUGAAGGAUCAUUUUGAGAAAGCAAUUGAAUUGAACCCAACAGAUCCUACUUCUAGAUAUCUACUGGGCCUCUGGUGUUUUACUUUUGCUGACAUGAAUUGGAUCACCAAAAAAGCAGCUGCUACUCUCUUUGCCACACCACCAUCGUCUUCGUAUGAGGAGGCUUUGUCACAUUUUCAAGAAGCUGAAAAGUUGGAACCAAACUUCUUCAGCAAGAACCAUGUAAUGCUGGGAAAAACAUUACUAAGACAAAAUAAGAAGGACGAAGCUAAAGUGUGGCUUAGUAAAGCUGUCAAUGAGAAUCCAUGUAAAACAGUCGAUGACGAAGCGGCAAAAGAUGAAGCUAAGGAGCUACUUAAAAGUUUAUAAACUGCAUUGAUUUUAGAAAAUGGAUUCACAAUUAGGUUCAUCGUUGACAAAGUUGUAAGGGUUGGCCCAUUUUAAUUCACAUUAAACACAUCACUUAGUAUAAUGACAAGAAAACUAUUUCUAGUUGCAUUUCUUUAUUGUAAAUUAACUUAUAAGGUUCUAGACCAGGAUUACAAAUUCACCAUGCAGCACGGUCUGUGGAAAGUUGCCUCUAUGUGGAAAUCAGUACACCUUGUUAGUUGAUUAGAGUGACAUCUUUCAUGGUACAUAUUUAACAGCUGGUGGAGUGUCAUGUAUAGUCUUCAACCAUAAUCAGUGCUCAGAAUAUGGCAAGGAAACCCGAAGAGUUUCAGUCAUUGGAAGAUAACACUGACAGUUCUGUGGCCUCAUAAAUUUGUAUCUAAACAAAUAAAUGUUUAUCGCAACAAA
This is a messenger RNA of Stylophora pistillata, 1538 nucleotides long. Its product is annotated as regulator of microtubule dynamics protein 1. The record is from RefSeq and is a predicted model, not a curated record. Gene Ontology annotation, cellular component: mitotic spindle pole; cytoplasm; mitochondrion. Lineage: Eukaryota; Metazoa; Cnidaria; Anthozoa; Scleractinia; Pocilloporidae. Gene Ontology annotation, molecular function: microtubule binding.